Molecule: messenger RNA, 2133 nt
Organism: Diospyros lotus (date-plum)
Lineage: Eukaryota; Viridiplantae; Streptophyta; Magnoliopsida; Ericales; Ebenaceae
Product: putative glycerol-3-phosphate transporter 4
Exons: 3
Coding region: 256-1875 (539 amino acids)
Biological process (GO): transmembrane transport; phosphate ion homeostasis
Cellular component (GO): membrane
Molecular function (GO): transmembrane transporter activity
Source: RefSeq, a predicted model, not a curated record
AAAAAGUGCCGUUUGAAGUCGGCGUGGCGCGGAACCAAGGAACAGCGGUGGUUCAAAUCUCCCCCCGCCUGCCACGUGUUCUUCUCCCCAUCCUUUAUCCUCCAUUCCCCUUCCGGCACCUGAAUUCCUCGAUUUUGAUUUGCAGACUGGAGCACUCCUUAAACGUUGCAAUUCUACCGCUCUCGAAAUUGAAAUUGUUUCAAUUACGUUGGUUGUCUCGCAAUUCAGCUUCUGUUCUAGGGUUUGGCCGCUUUCAUGUCCCGUGCUUUCGGUGCAUUGGGGGGGACUCCGCCGGGAAUCUCGCUUAUCCGGAGGAUCAGAGGCGAAGAAUGGAGUCUCACAACCUACAGAUACGUCGUCUUGUUGAUUACUUUUGUAGCCUAUACUUGCUACCACGCUUCAAGAAAACCUAGCAGCAUAGUCAAGAGUGUUCUGUGCCCAGUUCCCAAGGCGGUUAACGAGUUGUAUCCCUGGCCGGUUGGCAAAUUCUUUCUUAAGAGGGAAUUGGUUGAUGGUGUGAAUGGAUCGAGGCGCUAUGAUGGCUGGCCUCCGUUUAAUGGAUCCGAUGGGGCCUCAAAGUUGGGGGAGAUUGAUGUCGCGUUUCUCGCGUCUUACGCGAUUGGGAUGUAUGUUGCGGGGCAUUUAGGGGAUACGUUUGAUCUCCGUUUGUUUUUGACCUUGGGAAUGAUGGGGAGUGGUGUUUUUGUAGGGCUUUUUGGGAUGGGUUACUUCUGGAAUGUUCAUGUUUUCUGGUUUUAUCUGGCUAUGCAAAUGGUGGCUGGGUUGUUCCAGGCAACUGGCUGGCCUUCAGUUGUUGCUGUGAUAGGUAAUUGGUUUGGAAAAAGGAAGAGAGGGUUGAUAAUGGGUGUUUGGAAUGCCCAUACAUCUGUGGGGAAUAUUAGUGGGUCACUUCUUGCUGCCAGUGUUCUGGACUAUGGUUGGGGCUGGUCCUUUAUACUUCCUGGUGCUUUUAUUUUUCUGGGUGGGUUAGUGGUCUAUCUGUUCUUGGCUGCUUAUCCUGAGGAUGUUGGUUUGCCUUGCCCAUAUGGCUUUGCUGCAAAUGUGGGUACACUGCCUAAUGAAGAAGAAUCUCAGACGAAAAGGGUAGAGUUGCUGGAAGGUGAAAAGAAGACUGCCCCUGGAGUGGCAUCAGGGAAUAGGAAAAGUGUUGGGCUUCUUGAAGCUUGCCUAAUACCAGGAGUGAUAACAUUUGCUCUGUGCCUCUUCUUCUCAAAGCUUGUGGCAUACACGUUUUUGUACUGGUUACCAUUUUAUCUAAGUCAAACAGCUAUUGGUGGAGAAUAUAUGUCAGUAAAAUCUUCUGGAAAUCUUUCUACUCUGUUUGAUGUUGGGGGUAUUUUUGGUGGGAUCUUGGCUGGCUAUAUAUCUGAUAGACUUAAUGCUCGGGCAACUACUGCUGCCAGCUUCAUGUACAUGGCAAUCCCUGCAAUGAUCCUAUAUCGGUCAUAUGGCAAUAUUUCAAAAACAGUUAAUAUUGUACUAAUGAUGAUUGCUGGCUUAUUUGUGAAUGGACCCUAUGCUCUUAUCACCACAGCAGUCUCUGCAGAUCUUGGUACACACAGUUCUCUGAGAGGGGAUGCCCGAGCACUGGCAACAGUUACUGCCAUUAUUGAUGGUACAGGAUCUGUUGGUGCAGCUCUUGGCCCCCUUCUUACAGGGUUCCUCUCUGCACAAGGAUGGGGUGCUGUGUUUCUGAUGCUAAUGGUUGGUGCUCUCAUAUCUGGUCUUCUUUUAUCCCGUUUGGUCAUAGCUGAACUUACUGAGAGAAGCAGCAAAUGGAAAUCUUUAACCAGUGGACAGCACACUUCUGGAGCAGCCCCUGCAUCUCAACCCCUUCUGAGCGAUGAGAGCUGAUAGCAGGUGUGGCAAAUGGUGUAUCAUCCUGUCAGCAAAAUUACAAACACAGAAACAUAGCUAGCUUAGCUAGGUAUUAUAGUGACAUUUUGUAUAUGUGGAAGUCUGGCAUGCAUGCUCGCUCAUCUACUUCUUAUCUUAUAGUGAAUGUUUGUUGCUGUUUUAUGAAAUAACCUGAAGCUGUAAUAGAUUCUUCUUUUGCCUUGUAGAAGAUAGCAUGAGGCUAUAAAUAAAAAUUAAAUAGAAAGUUAAAAAUCA